Molecule: messenger RNA, 1390 nt
Organism: Chanos chanos (milkfish)
Lineage: Eukaryota; Metazoa; Chordata; Actinopteri; Gonorynchiformes; Chanidae
Product: proteinase-activated receptor 1-like
Exons: 2
Coding region: 69-1340 (423 amino acids)
Biological process (GO): blood coagulation; positive regulation of Rho protein signal transduction; positive regulation of blood coagulation
Cellular component (GO): plasma membrane
Molecular function (GO): thrombin-activated receptor activity
Source: RefSeq, a predicted model, not a curated record
UUGCCGUGGCCUCUGAUUUGACGGGAGAACGCGAUUAAACAGAGAACAUUUCUUCUGAAAAAGCAUCAAUGGACGCCACGGGUUUUGCUCUUUUAAUGAUAGGGGUGCACACGGCCGCCGCUUUUAACGGGAGCCUGCCUAGAGGACGUGCUUUUGCCGUUUACACACGGACAGAAGUGGUUACAGAUGAGCCAAUUGACUAUCCUUAUUCUGAUAACAUUUCUCAAACCACUCAAGGCUUUAGAAACAGGUCCAGACAAAUCGAGAUUAACUAUGUAAAGGAUAAGGCAGCAGCUUUCCUGACCGGAUCUCUGUCCACGCAAAUCAUACCAUCCAUCUACUGCCUAGUCUUCAUUAUCAGCUUGCUGCUUAACUCAUUUGCUGUGGCAAUGUUCUCCUGUCGGAUAAAAACCAAGAAACCAGCCGUGAUUUUUAUGCUGAACCUAGCCUUUGCAGACUUGCUGUUUACCCUGUUGCUGCCUCUGAAGAUCCAUUACCACCUCAGUGGGAAUGACUGGCUUUUUGGCCAAGCUUUGUGUCAGGUGGUCACAGUGGCUUUCUACUGCUACAUGUAUUGCACCAUAUUAUUAAUCAUGUGUAUAAGUGUGGAUCGCAUGCUAGCAGUGGCCUACCCCUUCUCUUCAGUGUCGUGGCGAAACGCUCAUAAUGCUGGCUUGGUUUGCACUGGCAUGUGGGUGUUGGCGCUCCUUGGCACAGUGCCCAUGUUCUCUAUGAACCAGACUAUGUAUCUCAGUGACCUAAACAUUACCACGUGCCACGAUGUACAGAAUCCGAGUGGCGGCGCAUACGUAUACCACUUUUCUGUCCUGCUAUGUCUCUUCUUCUUUGUGCCACUGGUUGUCACAGCAACGUGUUAUGCCCGCUUCAUUUGGGUGCUUGGCGUGAAGUCUGCCAAACACGGGAAUGGCGUUGCCUUGUCAUCAACGAUCUACUGGAAAAAGAGGAGGAGGGCUGUAAUGAUGUCGAUAGCUGUGGCAAUAGAGUUUGUGGCCUGCUUUGUACCUACUAAUAUCAUCCUACUGGUGCACUGCGUGGGUUUGGGCCUGGGCGAUGAACCAGAGGAGGGAGGUGUAGAUGCAUUAUAUGCUACCUACUUGGUGAGCCUUUGCCUGGGUAGUGUCAGUACCUGUCUGGACCCUAUGUUGUAUUACUAUGGCUCAUCACAGUGCCAGAAACAGAUUGCAGAGCUCCUGGGCUGCAAGAGCAGUUCUGGAAAUGAUUCAUUUGAUCUCAGCUCAGAAUCCUCUAAAUCCAGCAGUAAAGGAAACGCCACUCGCACGGUCAACGAUAGCAGCCAGUACAAGAAACUACUGGCCUGAUGAAAUCAGUCUAGGAGGAUGUGUCUCACACAGCGGAACAAUGUGUGUAU